Messenger RNA from Penicillium samsonianum, 1263 nucleotides. RefSeq lists its product as uncharacterized. Bases 1 to 1263 code for a protein of 420 amino acids. NCBI's taxonomy places the organism in Eukaryota, Fungi, Ascomycota, Eurotiomycetes, Eurotiales, Aspergillaceae. The transcript has a single exon. The record is from RefSeq and is a predicted model, not a curated record.
AUGGCAUUUGUUGAUGCGCCUCCAAGAGAACGUCGUCUGAAGCGCUCAAACACCGCGCCGCCGAAGAAACAAGAGUCCGGUGGGUUCAUGGGCCUCCUUGAUUCUUUGAGAAAAGGCACGCGCCCAGACCGCCCAGAACGGCCAGAGAUGCCUGAAAGACGCAAGUCGCGCUCGUACCGUGAUGACGACGCAAGGCACCCGCCAGAAAUGGACCGCGACGGCGCUCGCAGGUCGCGCCGCGAGGAUCGCCGUCGAGGGUCCGUGCGACCAGACACCGAUGCCGAAGGGUUCGUGACCGACGUGCCCGGUGCAGGCGCAGGUGGCGAGACCGAGGCCGACGAAGCGGAAGCUCGGCGCGCAGCACGACACUCACGGCGUGGAUCCCGCAAAGCACCUUCUGACUCUCGUGAAAACGAAGCUCGAGAAGCAGAGGAGCGACGCGCGAGACGAAAAGAGCGGGCACGCGAACAACGUGCCCGCGAAGAGGAAGAAGAAGAACGCCUACGAGAAGAAGACCGUUUGCGAGAAGAAAAGCGUGCUCGGCGCGCUGCACGCGAAGAACGUCGUGCUCGAGAAGAGCAAGCAGCUCGUGAAGCCGAAGCCGAAGCCGCGGCUGAAGCUAAAGCGGCAGAACGCCGCGAGCGCCGGCGACUGCGCGAAGAGGAGAUGAUGGCUGCGAGAGGGAACCGACGUCGUGAACGCGAGCAAAGGAUCCCUGAUGAGGUCUUUCCCGAUGAGCGUGAUGUCGACCGUCGAGAGGCUCGUAGCUCCCGCGCGUUUGAAGAACCCACCGCUCGUCGUCGCAAGUCUAAGGUCGCUCCUGAGCCAACUCGGGAGCCGCUCAUGACUGGUGGGUUGAAUCGUGGCGGUGGUGGUGGGAAGGACAAGAUUUCCUCUUGGGUUUACUCGCAAAGUGAUGAACCUCCGGAGCCACCGCAAAUCGUUCCCACUCUUAUUGAUCUGCCUCCUCUUGCAGCUGAUGAUGCAGGCAAUGCUCAUUCUCAUUCUCUUUCAUCGGACGAGGAAGCCCGUCGCGCUGUUCGCCGUAAGGCCCGUCGCCGUGCUAAGUAUGAGGAAGAGAUUGAUGAUGCGCGUUCUCGGCAUCGUGGGUCUCGUCGUGAAGGUGUGAAGAGCAGCUCUGGAAGUGGUGAUUAUGAACGUGAUCGUGGGAUGAGGUCCCAACCGGGGAGCCGACAUGGUGGUGCUCCGCCGAGUUCGGGUGCUAAGAAGCCCAGUUGGUUCCGCAAAUUAACGAACCUGUAA